CAAAUUUGCAUUUACACUGUCACAGAGUUCAAUCUUAAGCGGCAAAUGGUCAGAGCUCAGUUCAGUGCUGGAUGAAAUGUUUAUGACGUUGCCAUCAAUGCCACUGGUGAUGGCAAAGUCAAUGGCCGACGGACGCUUCCUGCGAUCAUGCGGGUAGUGAGUGGCACCACCGGUGGCAGGACAUUGUACCUGCGGCUUGCAUGGAUAGCCUCGUACAAUGCCCUACCCUCUGGCACGCACGUGGAUUUCCCCACCAUGAAUGCUUAGCAUUCCAGUUACCGCAUAAGAGGAAGCGGGCCGCUGUAUCGCCAGCUUUUAGCAAAAUGGGUGCGCACUGCGCAUUGGAUCAAAUCUUCAUUAAUUGGCUGCAGUGCCGAAUGACUGAUGCCAGAACGUACCAUGAGGGCAGCACCUCCUUUGCGGUGUGUGUUCGGAUUGACGGCAAAGUAUCUGGCAAAUCCCGGCAAUUCGAACACACUGUCGUUGAUUGGCGCUCGUGUUUCUGCAUUCCAGAAGGCGAUCUUGAGGGUGUCAUAGCUAUCUGGAUCUGGCAGCACUCUUGGAAUUGAGCCUGGGCCAGAGUCCAGAUUUGGAUAAG
Messenger RNA from Drosophila sulfurigaster albostrigata, 598 nucleotides. RefSeq lists its product as uncharacterized. The record is from RefSeq and is a predicted model, not a curated record. Lineage: Eukaryota; Metazoa; Arthropoda; Insecta; Diptera; Drosophilidae. The transcript has 3 exons. Bases 201 to 569 code for a protein of 122 amino acids.